UUCUAUAUCACCAUUAAAAUGACUUGCACUUUCGGUUUCUCAUGCAUUUAUACCACCUCCCCCCCUCUCUCUCUCCUCAAAACAAACUCUCUCUCUCUCUCUCACUCACUCUCCAAUGGCGGAAAACCGAUUCAAACACAAGCUCUCUCGCAUGUUCCGCGGCUCUUUCGGCUCGUGCCGAUCCCGCCACCUCUCCGACGUGAUCAAAAAAACCAUUCUCUCUCCUGAAAUAACCGACGACAACCUCCAUAGCUUCCACAUGACCGAGCCCAUAAACCAAAAUAAUGGUCAUAAUAACAAUCCUCCGUUACCAAAGCCUCGCCCUUUCCCUUCCAUUUGCAGACCCAAAUGGUCCGAACCCGUCACCGAAGUCGACCUCAACAACUGCAUCAAAUCCACCAUUGACGUAAUGCUCCCGAGGCCCAAGCUCUCCGAACGACUUUACCCUGUUUUCCCACUCAACCCGUUUUACGAACAGAGAAAGAAGAAGAAGAAGAAGGAAAACGGCAAGAGAAAUCAGUACAAAAAGAGCACGAAGAAAACGACUUUUAGCUCUUCUUCUGUUGACAGCAAUCUUGGCGGGGGGGGGGUCAGCAGCCGCGACGAAGAGAACGACGAGAGAGAGGCCGACGAGACAUCGGAGACUCUGUUUUCUUCCAAGAGCCUGUGUUCUUCCGACUCGUCGGAGGCUCGCCGGCGCCGGAGAUAUCGCCGGAGGAGGGCGAGUUCUGAAAUGGGUCUUGUCCCGUUGGAGGGAAGAGUAAAGGACAGCUUCGCCGUGGUGAAGAAAUCUAGCGAUCCGCACAAUGAUUUCAGGACUUCAAUGGUGGAGAUGAUCGUUGAGAAGCAGAUAUUUUCGGCCAAAGAUCUUGAGCAGCUUUUGCAGUGCUUUCUCUCUCUAAAUUCCGAGCAUCAUCACAGAGUUAUUGUUGAAGUUUUUACGGAGAUUUUGGAAGCUUUGUUCUCUAACUGGGGAUCUUAGAAGAAGAAGAAAACGCUCUUUGUUUUCUCUUCUUUAGUAUUUUUUUUUCCUGUUGAUUAGAAUUACUCUAACUUGUUAAUUGACUAGAUUAGUGGUUGGAUUAUUAUUAUCCACUGUUUUUCACUUUUUCUACUUUUCUGACGGUGUAUGGAUCUAUCUCAUCGUUGUUCUAAUG
This is a messenger RNA of Morus notabilis, 1157 nucleotides long. RefSeq names its product transcription repressor OFP8. The transcript has a single exon. The coding region runs from base 116 to 982 and encodes 288 amino acids. NCBI's taxonomy places the organism in Eukaryota, Viridiplantae, Streptophyta, Magnoliopsida, Rosales, Moraceae. The record is from RefSeq and is a predicted model, not a curated record. Gene Ontology annotation, biological process: negative regulation of DNA-templated transcription.